CCAGGCAGAAACCAGAGAUGACCAAGGAAGAAGACCUACCAGACUGGACCUCAUCCAAGGAGUUUUAUGAAAAAUAUGAGCCGAAGGAGAUUUUGGGCAGGGGGGUGAGCAGCGUUGUCCGUCGGUGCAUUCACAAAACCACCCAGCAGGAGUAUGCUGUGAAGAUCAUCGACAUCACAGCGGGCAACAUCUCCCCCAAGGAGGUGCAGGAGCUGCGAGAAGCCACCACUAAAGAGAUCGACAUCCUUCGGAAGGUCUCAGGCCACCCCAAUGUCAUCCAGCUGAAGGACAGCUAUGAAUCCAGCACCUUCUUCUUCUUGGUGUUUGACCUGAUGAAGAGAGGGGAGCUCUUUGACUACCUCACAGAGAAAGUCACCUUGAGUGAGAAGGAAACCAGGAAGAUCAUGCGUGCGCUGCUGGAAGUGAUCCAGUACCUCCACUCCAUCAACAUCGUCCACCGGGACCUGAAGCCGGAGAACAUCCUCCUGGAUGAUGACAUGAACAUUAAGCUGACGGACUUUGGCUUCUCCUGCCAGCUGCAGGAGAACGAGAAGCUCAAAGAGAUCUGUGGCACCCCUGGCUACCUGGCCCCUGAGAUCUUGCAGUGCUCCAUGGACGACGAGCACCAAGGCUACGGGAAGGAGGUUGAUAUGUGGAGCACGGGGGUGAUCAUGUACACCCUGCUGGCCGGCUCGCCCCCCUUCUGGCACCGCAAGCAGAUGCUGAUGCUGAGGAUGAUCAUGAACGGGGACUACCAGUUCGGCUCCCCGGAGUGGGACGACCGCUCGGACACCGUCAAGGACCUGAUCUCCCGGUUCCUGGUGGUGGACCCGCGGCAGCGGUACACGGCCAGCGAGGCGCUCGCCCACCCCUUCUUCCAGCAGUACGACGUGGAGGAGGUCCGGCACUUCAGCCCCUUCCGCAAGUUCAAGGUGAUCUGCCUGACCGUGCUGGCCUCAGUGCGCAUCUACUACCAGUACCGGCUGGUCAAGUCGGUCACCAGGGAGCUGGUGGUGCGGGACCCCUACGCCCUGAAGCCCGUCCGCAAGCUGAUCGACGCCUGCGCCUUCAGGACCUACCGGCACUGGGUGAAGAAGGGGGAGGCACAGAACAGGGCUGCCCUCUUCGAGAACACCUGCAAGGCCAUCUUGCUGACCUUGGCAGCCGAGGAAGAGCUCUUCUGAUCCUUGCUGCCCAAGCCAGUAAGUUUGCUCAGAGUUAAGGCGAGUAAAAGCUUUGAAAAC
Merops nubicus (carmine bee-eater) is the source of this 1244-nucleotide messenger RNA. It is a transcript of the gene PHKG1, whose product is annotated as phosphorylase kinase, gamma 1 (muscle). Gene Ontology annotation, cellular component: phosphorylase kinase complex. NCBI's taxonomy places the organism in Eukaryota, Metazoa, Chordata, Aves, Coraciiformes, Meropidae. Gene Ontology annotation, molecular function: phosphorylase kinase activity; ATP binding; calmodulin binding. The transcript is spliced from 9 exons. The coding region runs from base 18 to 1184 and encodes 388 amino acids. Gene Ontology annotation, biological process: protein phosphorylation; glycogen biosynthetic process. The record is from RefSeq and is a predicted model, not a curated record.